Leucoraja erinaceus (little skate) is the source of this 3992-nucleotide messenger RNA. RefSeq names its product calcium/calmodulin-dependent protein kinase kinase 1, alpha a (gene camkk1a). Gene Ontology annotation, biological process: activation of protein kinase activity; protein phosphorylation; CAMKK-AMPK signaling cascade. The coding region runs from base 332 to 1984 and encodes 550 amino acids. The record is from RefSeq and is a predicted model, not a curated record. The transcript has 18 exons. Lineage: Eukaryota; Metazoa; Chordata; Chondrichthyes; Rajiformes; Rajidae. Gene Ontology annotation, molecular function: protein kinase activity; ATP binding.
GGGGCACUGCAAGCUGCGGCGGCGGCGGCGGCGGCGGUGGGCUGGCUGGACAGCGCGGGCAUUUCGACCGCGGAACCAGAGCCACACUGCGGCAGCAAGCAGCAAGCGGCGGGGUGGACGUGACCAGACGAGACGGGGCAGCUCAGUUCACAGGAUGUGGCCAGCAGUGACAACAUCAGUGACUGUUCCCAAUCUCUAGUUAUCCUUCAAUUGGAGUCUGGAGUCACGUAUAUCAGAAGACCAGCUCUUCAGGACGUGGGAUAUCUAUUAAGAAAGAGAAUCUCAUGAGAUUUGCAGUUGUUUCCAUCUGCUGGGUUGGAGAAACGUGGUGAUGUCAGCGGCAGAAAGGAGCUGCGGGCGCGAGGGCAUGGAGACGGACAUCGCUGGAGAUCCUCAGCAGGAAGACCUGGCUCUGCAAGUGGCUGCCGUGCAGGUCUCCGAGGAAUCUGCUUCCGCCAACAUGGACAGUGGCAAGCAGCCCUCGGAAGUCAAGGAUCUGGGCCGAGCAAAGGAGGGAGAAGAUGCUCAAACAAACGGAGUGGGUCACCCCGCGGAGGACUCUGCCAGCACCCACGGGAGCGCGUGCAGCGUGGCAAAGAAAGGAGGCCCGAGGCCCAAGCUCUCCAACAGGAAGCUAUCACUGCAAGAACGUUCCUCCGGAAACAGCCUCUCUGCCCGUGGGGACCUACCCAGCUUUGGUCCCUAUGCAACAGGGCCACCGUCGUCAGGCAGGCGACCAACGUCUGAUUCCAGCCGGGUCAAUAUGGGUGACUCCCAGGACUCUAUGCGUUUGAACCAAUACCAGCUGAAGACUGAAAUUGGAAAGGGAUCCUAUGGCGUGGUGAAGUUGGCGUACAAUGAAAAUGACGACAAGCAUUACGCCAUGAAGGUACUUUCCAAAAAGAGGCUGAUGAAACAGCAAGGAUUUCCACGUCGCCCCCCUCCUCGGGGAUCAAAGCCCCCAUCUGGAGAGCAGCCCAAGGCUCCAGCACCCCUGGAGCGGGUCUACCAGGAGAUAGCCAUACUGAAGAAACUUGACCAUCCCAACAUAGUGAAACUAAUGGAGGUUCUGGAUGACCCCACUGAAGAUAAUCUACACAUGGUAUUCGAGCUGAUGAGCAAAGGCCCUGUGAUGGAGGUGCCGACCGACAAUCCAUUCUCGGAGAAACAGGCUCAUUUCUACUUCAGAGAUAUCAUCUUGGGCAUUGAAUAUUUACACUACCAGAAGAUCAUCCACCGAGAUAUCAAACCCUCAAACCUGCUGCUGGGGGAUAACGGUCACAUUAAGAUUGCCGACUUCGGAGUGAGUAACCAGUUUGAAGGGAACGAUGCCUUGUUGUCCAGCACGGCGGGGACCCCAGCGUUCAUGGCUCCGGAGAUGCUGUCUGAAGCCCGGAAGAGCUUUCACGGGAAGGCUCUGGAUGUCUGGGCUAUUGGAGUGACCUUGUACUGCCUGGUCUAUGGCAAGUGUCCGUUUAUGGAUGACUUCAUCCUAACACUUCAUACCAAGAUCAGAAACCGGCCUGUUGAGUUCCCAGAACGACCAGAACUCAGUGAGGAACUGAAGAACCUGCUCCUCCAGAUGUUGGAUAAAAACCCUGACACGAGGACUACAAUUCCUCAGAUAAAGGAUCAUCCGUGGGUGACGAGGAAUGGGACGGAGCCUCUCCCACUGGAGGAGGAGCAUUGCAUUGAGGUGGAGGUCACUGAGGAGGAGGUGAUGAACUCUGUCAAGUUGAUCUCCAGCCUCUCCACUGUGAUCCUGGUGAAGUCCAUGCUCAGGAAGCGAUCCUUUGGAAACCCUUUUGAGUUCCCGAGCAGGAAAGAGGGAAGGUCCAUGUCGGCACCGGGAAACCUCCUCAUGGACAAGAGUUUAUUUCAGUAUUCCUCAAAAAGGCACCCUUCAUUAAGGAAGCAGGCGAGCGGGGAUGGAGGCAAGGGAAGCGAGCUGCCGGACGUGUGGGAGGAUGAAGCCAACUCCUGAGCUGCCCCCGAUCCCGUGCAUGCUGCCUGCGUGAGGUCCGUCGCUGCCUGCGGUCCGUCGCACACUCCUGUCAGACCCGUCUUCGCUCCUCAUCCCACGCGGCCAUCAUGGACUAGAGGUGUGUGUCCGCCGCCAAGUGUGAACACAGCGGGUGGGCGGGGCAGGCACUGAAGCGACCUCUGACCCCUGACCCCCCACCCCACUCGAGCAGCCUCGCUGGACGAGGGGACAGCCCGCGGGCGGUGGAGUGGAGGAGGUCGUGUGCGUCCAGCGCAGGUCCAGGCCGAGCCCCUUUCUUCUCCCCCUCUAUUGACUGCUUGGACCCCCAGCGCAAGACCACCUCACCUGCACGGCUCCCCAGGGAGGGGGUGAGCCCGUUCCCUCAGAGCAGCUGCAGUCUGAAGAAGGAUCCCCACCCGAACCGUCAUCUGUCGACUCCCUCCACAGAGGCUGCCUGACCCGCUGGGUUCCUCCACCACUCUGUGCUUUGCUCCAGAUUCUAGCACCUGCGGUUCCUGGUGUCUCCACUGGUUUCGGGAGCUGGCUGACUGAUAUUGGGUGGGGAGGGUUGGUGGUGGAGGUGGUGGGGGUUACAGUGGACGGGGAUGUUGAGGUCAGGCAACCAGGUACCUGCGGAUAGAUACCAAACUGUUAUUGCUCUUCAGUGAGCAGAACUCUGCAUCGAGUGGUGACGCUCUGGGUCAACAGACCCAGCACCUGUUUGAUUUUGCUUCAAUUCUAUUGAUAUGCCUUUUAUCAAAUUGUUCAGCCGAUGAAUGUAAUGGAUAAGUUAGCAACCUAAAUGACUUGGAUGAUUCACAGCUUGGUUUGAAUCUUGCCGAUGGGAUCAGGUUACAGCCCCAGUUGUGGGUCGAAGGGGGAGAUAAAUCUCUACAGCCUCACUGGGGAUGGGCACAGGACAUAAAACCACUGUGCAGCACAGGAAUAGACCCGACGGCCCACAGAGUCUGUGCCGAAUACGAUGCCAAGAUGUACUGAUCUUCUCUGCCUGCAUGUGAAUCAAUUCCCUCCAUUCCCUGCAUAUACACCCUUGCAUCCCCUGAAACACCGCUAUUGUAUCUGCCUCCACCACCACCACUGACAGUGCGUUCCAGGCACCCACCACUCUAUGAUUAAAGCUAUGGCCUCUAGUAUGGUGAUAAAGAAUAGACUGCCUACCACCUCUAUGCUUUUCAUAAUUUUAUAUACAACUCUGAGCCGAGGAUGACCCGUCCAGUCCCAGUUUGGAAGCUGUGAGGAGAGGCCCUGCAGCACUGGAAUCAGCCUGUGUGUGUCCACGGCAAGCAGACAGGCAGGAGGCGCGACUAUAACACUUCAUCUCACCGGGCCAAACCCGUAUCCAGCCACCUACCUGCCCAGCAAGCCACGUGCUGCCCUCCUCCCCUCCCCCCCACCUCCCCCCCCAGUGUUCUGAGGGGUGGGCUUGUGCUCCACUCCCAAGGCUUGGGAUGGAGGAGGUAAGAGCCACCACCGGCCUCUGGGUCAGCGGCACCGUCCCUCCAAGACCUGUCUGACCCCCUGGCCCAGUGAUGAAGGGUCUCGACCCGAAACGUCACCUAUUCCUUUUCUCCAGAGAUGCUCCCUGGCCCGCUGAGUUGCUGCAGCAGUUUGUGUCCCAGACCCUGGCAGACGCCCUGUGAAAGUUCCAGGAAUCCAGCGGCAGAGGACAAGGAUUCAAAGGAUGGGCUGUGGUGGGCAGCCGGGCUGUUUGCCUGCAACAUCCACGGUGAAUGGUGAGGCUGGACCCCAUCACUGGCACUGGCGAACCCCCAUGUUCCAGGGGGGUCUGUCUAGGGGUCGGAUGUGAGUGGAUCCCAGCACUGAGCGUAUGGUCUCAGUUCACCCCCUCACUUUCUCAGGACCGCACUUGCUGGCAGUAACAGGCAGACAGAAUGCAGAAAUCGAGGUGACUUAACAAGUCUGCACAGUCACUCUCGUGUCCCCAUCAUGAAUGCUACGUGCAUUCUAGAUUGCAUUGUCCCACGGA